Molecule: messenger RNA, 273 nt
Organism: Brugia pahangi
Lineage: Eukaryota; Metazoa; Nematoda; Chromadorea; Rhabditida; Onchocercidae
Source: the annotation of a GenBank genome assembly
AUGACAAAGUUAUUGGUAUAUAUUGCUUUCAUUAUUUAUUGUGGUGGCCAAGCUGGCAACCAAGGAGGAGCAGCGAUGCAAGGUGGAGUAGGCACGGAGAUUAUCACAGAUUAUAAAGUUGACAAGUUAUGGGAUGAUGGCUCAUUAAUACAAACAACGCAAGUAGAAGAAUUAAUACUGUCGAAUUGUGAUAGGAUGGAAGAUGGAAGAGUGUCUAUUUUGGAAGAGAAACCAUUGCUGUUUGUGCGAAACACUAUUAAUUUGAUAAAGUGA